GCACAGGACGAAACGAAAAAAAAAAAAAAUUCUACUAUCAUAAGACCAGUAUGUAUUAUUAUUAAUUUAUAGGGAGAUACAAACAGUAUUCGAUAGUACGUUAAUAUGGAUACUAAAGAGAUCAAAUCGACAAUUUCGAAUCUUGAAAAGACUUCGGAUGAUGUUACAGUUUUGAAGUUAUUGACCAUUUUAAAUGAUGGUGUUAAACCUACUGAGAAACUCUUGAGAGAAACUAAAGUUGGUGUAGCUGUUAAUAAAUUCAGAGCUCAUAGUAAUUCUGAAAUAACUUCUCUUGUAAAGAAAAUGAUUAAGAAUUGGAGAGAAUCGGUUCAGAAUGAGAAAAAUAUUAAGAAAAAGUCUGUUUCAUCAAAUUCAACUGAAGGAAAUGAUAAAAAAUCUAUUAAUUCAUCAUCUGAAAAUCCAACCCCUGGUUCUGGUUCAGGAUCUGGAUCAACUGCUGGAUCAACUGAGAGUAAAUUUCAUAAAGGUCCAAGAGAUCCUAAGAUAGAUGGAGUUAAAACUUCAUUAUAUGAAAAUCCUACUAGAAAUGCAUCUAUAAGUGCAUUAUAUACUGCUUUAGCCAUUGAAAGAGAUGAUUCUUCAUCACAUAUUUUAACAGUGGCAACUGAAAUAGAAAGUGAAGUAUUUAAGAGUCAAUACCUGCAAGUUAAUGAUACUUAUAGAAAUAAAUUAAGAUCAUUUACUAUGAAUCUUAGAAAUAAGAAGAAUCCAGAAUUAAGAGAUCGAUUAUUAACAAGAGCUAUUUUACCACCAGAUUUUAUUAAAAUGACUCCUAAUGAAAUGGCACCAGAAGCUUUAAAGAAAGAAAUUGAAAAAAUGCAUAAACAAAAUUUAUUUGAUGCUCAAGGUGCAACAGAAAAGAGAGCUGUUACUGAUAGAUUUACUUGUGGUAAAUGUAAGCAUAAGAAAGUUAGUUAUUAUCAAAUGCAAACUAGAUCAGCAGAUGAACCAUUAACUACUUUCUGUACUUGUGAGAAUUGUGGUAAUAGAUGGAAAUUCUCUUAAGUAUCCAAUUAUAGAGUUAGAUUUCUCACUUUAUUCUGUUAAAUAUUGUAUUAUAUAAUGUAUGUUAAGAUUAUUUCUAUAUUUGUUUCGUUACUUAAUUU
Scheffersomyces amazonensis is the source of this 1127-nucleotide messenger RNA. Its product is annotated as transcription elongation factor DST1. The transcript has a single exon. The coding region runs from base 106 to 1026 and encodes 306 amino acids. Gene Ontology annotation, cellular component: nucleus. Gene Ontology annotation, biological process: transcription antitermination; DNA-templated transcription; transcription elongation by RNA polymerase II. Gene Ontology annotation, molecular function: RNA polymerase II transcription regulatory region sequence-specific DNA binding; zinc ion binding. The record is from RefSeq and is a predicted model, not a curated record. Lineage: Eukaryota; Fungi; Ascomycota; Pichiomycetes; Serinales; Debaryomycetaceae.